Symbiodinium natans is the source of this 717-nucleotide messenger RNA. The record is from the annotation of a GenBank genome assembly. NCBI's taxonomy places the organism in Eukaryota, Dinophyceae, Suessiales, Symbiodiniaceae.
AUGAUGACGUGUUGUGGUAGCUCAGUUUGUUGUGAUGGUGCGUGGGCGGCGCGGGAGACUUUCCUCCGCAAGCGCAAGACCAACUCCAACUCCAAGCUCGGCUUGGGCGUGGACAAGGAUCCCGAGGUCUUUCCUGGCCGGCAGCUGCUCGCGCCCAAGCUUCUGCAGAAGCCUGGGCUGCCACAAGCGGUCAAGGCACUGGACAUCCCAACGGCCAUAGACUUCUUCCAGUACUACGACAAGGUGCGGGCGCAUGGCAGCACAGGCCUGUUAGAUCGACGGGCAUUCUCGGAGAUGCUCUUUGCGAUAUGCCAGGGCAAGGCGAAGGUGUUUGAGCAUGUUCUUGACGAUCCUCGCAUCGCAGUUGCGUACGUUCCCAAGCCCAAGCCCAGCAUGCUGAUAUUGCUUCCCGCAGAAACUACGCUGGCUAACGUGGAUCUACGCGGUGACGGCUCGGAGCAGAUCAGCAGCGAAUGGUGCGACGCAAUCUUCGAUGCUUUGGCCCCUAGCUGGGCCUUCAGCUCCUGCAACAACUACUUCAGCGACAUCCGGCGGCGGUUCCACACCGUGGGCAUUCAAGCUGGUAGGACUCGGGUCAUCGUGCAGGUCAAGGAAGCCGACCUGCGCGAGCUGGGGCCUCAAAGGGAGUUUCACCUCGAGAUCACGGGCAGUCGAAUACGCAUGCCGCCUGCCGACGUGGACCACAGAUUGAUGUAG